CUCUGUGUAGAGGAUGGCGAGGAGGAUGCAGAUAGACUGUGGCUUUUAGCCUUUUACUAGCACUGACGCUCCAGUCAGGCCGCCACCAUUGUGGGAGAGAAAGAGAAAGACAGACCACGCUAUCAAACUAGCUGGCUAACCUCAGACCCUCAGCCCACUGCGUGACAGAGGACCACAAACCAAGCCCUCAACGCCGGCUCUGCUUCCACCAACCGGGUUCCGUUAGGUUGGCCCCCUCUCAUCUCCAGACCUGCUGUAGGACAUCGACUGCAUCAAGGACUCUGUACCAUUGUGGCUUCCCUGCCAUGGCAUCCAACAGCAUCUUUGACUCCUUCUCCAACUACAGCAGCAGUCUACUCAGAGAGCCGCCCACGACCAGACGGUUCACGCCGCCCUCCACGUCUUUCCCCUGCAGUAAGAUUGGAGACAGCAACGGGGCCAUGGCCACCCCGGGGCCACUCAGGUCAAGACCGGACACCAGGAACGUGGUCGACGUCCUUGCGGACCAUGCCGGCGAACUAGUCCGGACGGACAGCCCAAACUUCCUCUGCUCUGUCCUCCCAUCUCACUGGAGGUGCAACAAGACGCUCCCCGUGGCUUUUAAGAUCGUGGCUCUCGGUGAUGUUCCUGACGGGACUCUGGUCACCGUGAUGGCUGGGAACGACGAGAACUACUCGGCCGAGCUGAGGAACGCCUCCGCUGUGAUGAAGAACCAGGUAGCCCGAUUCAACGAUCUGCGCUUCGUGGGCAGGAGCGGACGAGGAAAGAGCUUCACCCUGACCAUCACUGUGUUCACCGGACCGCCGCAAGUGGCCACCUACCACCGCGCCAUCAAAGUCACCGUGGACGGCCCCCGGGAACCGCGCAGGCACAGAGUGAAGAUAGAAGAUUCCCAGAAGAUGCAGUUCUCGGACAGGCUGUCAGAGAUUGAGCGCUACCAGCGCAGUAUGCGAAUAGGCCCUGUAAACAACCAACCCCGUCCCAUUCAUCAAACCCACCUCAGCACAACACAAGCCCUGUGGCAGGAGCAAAUGGACACCCCAGCUUUAAAGACAUGCAAGGUGGAGGAGGACUUAAGACCAUGGCCAGGGACUACAGACCUCUUCCAACAAAGGACCAGCUUUCCAUCUCUCUCACCACUGACCGACCCACGCUUCUCAGACCCUCGCAUGCACUAUCCCGGGGCCUUUCCCUACUCCGCCAACACCUCCAGCACAGGCAUCAGCGGCCUCAGCAUGUCAGCAUCUUCUAGAUACCACACCUACCUGCCACCCCCCUACUCAAACAACCAAAGCCAGAACUUCCAGUCCAACUCCUACCUGUAUUACGGCACAGGCUCAGGGUCUUACCAGUUCUCCAUGGUGGCACCUGGAAACACCGGGGGAGAGCGCUCCCCCACCCGACUGCUGUCCUGCUCAGGGGCUGGGGGCACAGGAGGGACCAACAGCCUGAUGAACCCGGGCCUGAACAACCAGAACGAGGGGGUGGAGGCUGACGGGAGCCACAGCAACUCCCCCACUGCUAUGAGCGCUUCAGGCCGUUUGGAUGAGUCCGUCUGGAGGCCUUACUGACUGACAGACAACUAGACAAUUGAAGGGUUCAGGAGAAGUGAGGGAGGAAAAGUAAUGAGAAUGAUGAACAAAAAAGAUGAUCAUUAAAAGAAAAGAAAAACAAACAGACAUAGAGAAAAUGUUGCAUGUUUGACUUUUAUUUCUCUGGCACUCGCUUUAAAGACUUUCUACAUUUUACCAACUCUCUCAAGACUUCUGCGUAUUUUGUAAAUAUUGAGUAAGUUCCUGCACUGUGCUACCUGUACUCUUAAAUGACUAUAAUAGCCAUAAAAGUUGAGAUUAUGUUCAUCCUCACCUGUCUGGUGUAAACAGGUAUGCAUUAAAGACAAAAGACAAUGGCUGUAUGAUCAAUCCAAUGGCCAAUGAAUGGGGGGAAAAAACACAACAGACAUUCUUCAGACAGACUCUUCAGACUGAUCCAACUCACUUGGUACCUGGAGAGGAGCAGCUGCUCACUGAAUGAUCAAGUGACACUGACAUCUUUCCAAAGCAUGGCUCUACUGCUGAAGCUAUUGUGCCUUUUAAGCUUUAAUUUCUGUAAAAACAUGAAAUAUAGACAAAAUAGUGUUUUUGUCAUCAGUUGAUUACAGGGCAGUUUUAGGUGCUUUAAGUACUUUCUGUACCUAUUGCCUAAUUUAUUAACCAAAUGAAAACAUCAGCCUUUGGUGCUAUGGUAGGCAGUGGAUGUUUCAAUGCCAGUGCUGCAUGUUUGAAAGAAAAGCAUUGAAUCUGUUAGAACUUACACGUUUAAGGAGUUCAUUCUCCAUUUCUGUGUCCUCAGUGUAUUGAGUUUCAACAGGACAAGAGCUGAUGGUUUGAGGAAUGUAACACAGUGGGUUGAUUAUUGGUUCUUCCUCGCAGGAAUAUUUCAAUCCUGUUUCGUCAUCUUUUUACUUCCUCUUUAUUCUUCUUUAUUUAAGCCCUUUUUUGAAAGAAAAGUCCUUAUAUGGCAUUCUGUAACUGGAUGACAGUUUACUUAUAUUUAUUUGAGCCAAAUUGUGAGGGAAUGUGUGCAUAUACCCACAAUCCUAAAGCAUUUCUCUCUACCCUUCCUUUUAAUAUACAUUUACAGUAUAUAUACCAUAUUUUGUUGUUGAGCAUAAAUUUGGAUUUUGUGUAAUAUAUUGCUUCUAAAUUAUAAAAAAAAUACUUUUUAAUGUAAUUAUAUUGUCUUCCAAUGUAGCUUUGAUGCACUAAAAACCUGUAUUUCUAAUGAACCAUGCCAAACAAUUUCUGUUUAAUAGAUUGAGGAUCUAGAGCUGUAAUCUUUUAAACUAUUUCCAAAAUUGCCUCCAUUUCUAAAUAAGCCAUUUGCUUAAUUUUUGCACUAUGAUUGAACAUAUUCUUUGUCUUCUUUUUGGUUUUGUAUUAACAGUUAUUAGAAAACGUUCCAUACUUAAUAGUCGAAAUGCCUUCAAAUGUAUGGCCAAAACACACUUAGUGUGUCCUUUAAGUGUCCCUGAUAAAUUCUCCACCAUAAGGUUUAGAUUUCCUGAUUAGGCACACGCCAUUUCAUCUGUAUUAAUAUGCAAAAUAUGUUUAAAAUGAUGAGACCUGCAUUCCCACACCACAGGUGUGUAUAUUCCUGCUGUCUGGAGGGCCUUUUCUCUGCAGUUACACAUGUGAGCCCUGGAGGAGGAAGAGUAUGAGGAUGAAGGGAUGGCAGAAGGAGGAGGGGUUAAAGUGAUAUCUUCUUACAACACCAAGGGCAAUUACAAAAAAAAACCUCCCCUUGUUGUGCAUGGGCUCCUUUGUUCUGGAUAAUCAGUGAGUGCUUUGAAGUGUUUAUAGCCCUGGUUCUGUCUUUUCAACUUUAAUAUACUGAUCAUCAGUGCCAAGGGCCAAGGCUCUGCCACUAAUUCAUACAUCUGCAAUGAUAACCUGGGUAUAGGAGAUUUAAAAGGCAGUGACAGCCGGUGUUAAUGGUCUUUGACAAGAAGAAAGUAAGAUUCUACUACAAAAGUGAAUAGUGAUCCAAAAAGGCUUGCAUUUACAGCUCAGGUACAAAUAAAUAUGCAAAGUGUUUUGUAGAUCUUACAUACAUACAGACCUUAUCUCCCUGUUUCAACAAUGUGUAUCAGCGUCUCGUUCCUCUUUACAUGUUGUUUUAGAGGAAAAGCAUGUUUCUCUGGAGCCUUUAUAAGGUAGAGGUAUGAGGUACUUUAUUAUAGGCAAAAAAAUAAACCAUGCAGCUAGAGGAACCACAUGUGUACUGAUAUCUGUGUGGUUCCUUUAAAAGAAAACCAAAGAACUGCCUGUAAUACUGUCAGAAUGUUAAUGCUGGGAACGAUGUGAGGUACGUAACUCCUGUCUUGACUGAUCUCUGAAAAUCAUUCUUUAUGCAAAACUAGGAACCCAAAUGUACAACUAAGUUUCAUUUAAUUGUAUACUGGAUUCAAGAGCACAAUGUUACUUUUUUCCUCCAUGUUUCUCUUUACAAUAUGCCUUUUUUUCCUUUUCAUAUACCAAAAUGUUGAUGUGUCUUGUUCCUUUGAUUUCACUUAUGCUCAAAGCAUGUACACCUGAUACUGAUAUGUUAAUUUAAAAAUCUCAUCUAUGUAUGAAAUGAUAUUGUUAAUUCUUCCAUAUUGAGUGCUUGUAAAGUUUGCGGAUAAUGUAGUUUUUAAUCAUUUUAAUUAAAAAAAAAACUUGUCUCA
This is a messenger RNA of Labrus mixtus (cuckoo wrasse), 4228 nucleotides long. It is a transcript of the gene runx3, whose product is annotated as RUNX family transcription factor 3. Gene Ontology annotation, molecular function: RNA polymerase II cis-regulatory region sequence-specific DNA binding; ATP binding; DNA-binding transcription factor activity, RNA polymerase II-specific. The record is from RefSeq and is a predicted model, not a curated record. Lineage: Eukaryota; Metazoa; Chordata; Actinopteri; Labriformes; Labridae. Gene Ontology annotation, cellular component: nucleus. Gene Ontology annotation, biological process: hemopoiesis; neuron differentiation; regulation of transcription by RNA polymerase II. Bases 306 to 1571 code for a protein of 421 amino acids. The transcript is spliced from 8 exons.